GAGAAAAUGAGGAACACAGAACAUGAAGGGAAGCUGUCGGCAAUGGUGGCUUUGGCCAUUGCUGCUGCCAUUCUCCAAGCCCAUGCAGCCAUUCCAGAGAUGAAUAAGUCUCAACAAUUAUCUCGACAGAUUCACAAGAAGUUAAAGCUUCUUAAUAAGCCUGCCGUCCACACCAUCUACAGCAAAGAUGGAGAUAUUAUCGAUUGCGUUGACAUUUACAAACAGACUGCUUUUGACCAUCCGGCUCUAAAGAACCACACCAUUCACAUGAAACCCAAUUGGGCUGUCGAUAUGAAGAUGGUAACUGCCCAAAACGAGUCGUUUCGAUCUAAUCUAUUUCAAGUAUGGCAAAAAAGUGGGAGAUGUCCCAAAGGAACUAUUCCAAUUGGUAGGGUUCGUAAAGAAGACUUACUAAGAGCCAAUUCUUUAAAAAACUUCGAGAAGAAAUUUCCUAUUGGAGGUUCCAAACUUGGGGCGGAAGUCAAUCGUUCUACGGCGAUCUUGGUUACACUAGGGUACAACUAUAUUGGCACUUAUGGAGAGAUUAAUGUUUGGAACCCUAAAGUUGUCAGCUGCAAAACUUUGGUAAAUCCGAGGCUAUAUGGAGAUACAAGAACUCGACUCAACCUAAAUUGGACAGUGGACUCCUACAAGUCGACGGGGUGCUUUGAUUUAACUUGCAGUGGGUUUGUCCAAACAAACGCUGUAGCCUUGGUGGAACCAUCGAACCCAUGUCAUCAAUUUCAGGUGGACAAUAAUGCAGUGAUUGUAUCUUCCAGAAUCCUCAAUCAGGCAAUUGGUGGCUAAAGGUACAAAGGCAGCCAGUGGGGUAUUGGCCGCGGGACGCUAUUCGGAUACUUGAGCCACAGUGUGACACUGGUGGAAUGGGGCGGAGAAGUGUUCAGCUCAGAAUUAAAGAAAGUGGUGCACACGGGGACGCCCAUGGGGAGUGGAGAUUAUGCAGGGGCGCACGCCUACUACGCUAGCUAUGUGAGCACGCUGAGGAUUGUGGACUAUUCGCUGCAAUUGAAGUAUCCAGAGAGAGUCGGAACAUGGGCUGAUGAACCUACUUGUCACUCUGUUAUAAUUUUCAAGAAACUUACACUAGUGAACCUGUCUUCUACUAUGGCGGUCCUGGUCGCAGCGGUGACUGCCAUUGAUAUCAUUUAGGCUUCUCGUGGGUUAAUAAUGGGGAAAUUUUAUUUUGCUAAUAAAUUGAAAGGCAACAAAAUAAACUU
Messenger RNA from Cucurbita maxima (winter squash), 1238 nucleotides. RefSeq lists its product as uncharacterized. Bases 7 to 807 code for a protein of 266 amino acids. NCBI's taxonomy places the organism in Eukaryota, Viridiplantae, Streptophyta, Magnoliopsida, Cucurbitales, Cucurbitaceae. The record is from RefSeq and is a predicted model, not a curated record. The transcript has 8 exons.